AUGAGUACUAGCUCAGCUCUUAUUCGUUUUUCGUUGAAUCAAACUCAGAUUGAAAAGCUUGUGGUCUGUCUAGGAUAUUUGAGUAGGUCAGAAUCGGCGUGCCGCGGCGCACUUGCGACUCGCGUCACAAGCUUACUGCUUUACAACUGCCGUCCUUCGCCCAAUGAUAUUCACGAUCCCGAUCGCACCAGGCUGCACGCUCGUGAUGCUCGUGGAGUCUCGCGGCGGUAUUACGACACGCACGCUAACGCCUUUGGUAUGAAGGGGAGUCGGGUCAAUCGAAAGCGGCUCCAAUCUUUCCCUCGCCGUUGCCCACAAACGUGGGACUCGGAUAUGGUCCCGGACUUUAUGGGUCUUUGGUGUGAUCGUCUGUUACUUGGAGAUCACAGUCAGCCCAACCGUGUUGCAGUGCUAGAGCCCCGUGUACCUGCUCAGUUUCAAGGAGAGGCCAUUACACGUGUGGCACAAAGCCAUCACCAUUUACGGCAAAAGGAUGUGCUUGUGGUUUAUUCAACCCAGAGUCUGCCUUUUGGAAUGGUGCGUGUGGUGGAUGGCGUGGACCUUGACGGUGUAGGAAACCACUCUCAAGGUUGCAGGGAUGAUAACAGAGGUCACAGCAGAAAUAGAUCAAUAUACUCCGAAGUUGUUUCACAUGCGAUCCGACAGAUCCCGAAAUCGUCUAGUCUAUGUUCUUCUUUAUUGCUUGGAGUUGGUCGCGGGGCAGGUUCGCGGACCAGCUUCACCGCUGAAGAAGAGAGGCGAUUAAAGCAGUUUCUCAUCCCUCUGGCUACUUUUGGCUGCGCUCUGUGGUCGGUAAAUAGACAAAAGAGUGCGGAUUACAUGCAGAAUAUGACCCCAACCGCCGAUUUUUUAGAUCAAGACAAGGCAAACCAACGAUUAUGGCGUACAAUGCAGGCGGCGAUGCUUUCCACGCGUGACACGGCCCUGCUGAGCGGGUAUCACAAUGAAACUCCUCUGGACUCACGGCUGAAUAUGCAACAUCAAGAAUAUUUGGCACAAACACUUUUAGAAAGGCUAGAUAAAAGACGAAACGUAUUUUGA
This is a messenger RNA of Phytomonas sp. EM1, 1062 nucleotides long. NCBI's taxonomy places the organism in Eukaryota, Euglenozoa, Kinetoplastea, Trypanosomatida, Trypanosomatidae. The record is from the annotation of a GenBank genome assembly.